AAGGUAAAUCUGCCCAAAUCCAGUUCUUGCUUCAGUAACUUUCUUUGAGACAAAGCCAGGAACCUGAAAGUGAACACCUGCUAAGAUUGGGACCCCGGCUCUGCCUGGUAUGCCUUUCCCAUGUUAAGAGCUAACAAUAGUAAUGGAUACAUCUCCAGGGCAACCAGGACCAUGUCCAAGCAUGCCCAUCUUGGGCUGCCUCGGGGCCUCCUCUGUGCUUUGGGCAGUCCUGAUUGAUGCCUGAUGCCCAGGACAGGCCCACUCUGGCUUCCUUUUGGGGCUCCUUCUGCAGGCGCCUCCUGGCUGCCAGCUUAGUCCUAGCAUAAGGGCCUUCUUCCUUGGCCUGGGUUUCACCUACUUGUAUCAGGUGGCAGACCAGCUGGUUUCAGUCCCGAAUCAGGUCUUCUGACUCCUCCCAGAAACCAACCAACUUCUCAGCAGGAAAUCCUGCCCCUCCCCAAAGAGUGGGAAACCGCAAAGGAAGAGAGAGAUGAAACAGAAGGAAAGGCAGAGGAGGAGGGAGAGAGAGAAGAGAAGUGAAAGAAAAAAAGAACAUCAAUAAAAAGAAGUCAAACUUGUUGUCGAAAGCUCUGUAGGUUUUCUCUGUGUGUCCUACAGGGAUCUUCGGGCCAGGUCCACAUCUGAUGGCUUUUAUGAAAAAGUAUCUCCUCCCCAUUCUGGGGCUCUUCUUGGCCUACUACUACUAUUCUGUCAAAGAAGAAUUCAGACCAGAGAUGCUCCAAGGCAAGAAAGUAAUUGUCACAGGGGCCAGCAGAGGAAUCGGAGAAGAGAUGGCUUAUCAUCUGGCGAAGAUGGGAGCCCAUGUGGUGGUAACAGCGAGGUCAAAAGAAAAUCUACAGAAGGUGGUAUCCCGCUGUCUGGAGCUUGGUGCAGCUUCAGCACACUAUGUUGCUGGCACCAUGGAAGACAUGACCUUCGCAGAGCAAUUUGUUGCCAAAGCAGGAAAACUCAUGGGAGGACUAGACAUGCUCAUUCUCAACCACAUCACCAAAACUUCUUUGAGUUUUUUUCAUAAUGACAUUCACUUUGUGCGCAAAAGCAUGGAGGUCAACUUCCUCAGUUAUGUGGUCCUGAGUGUAGCCGCCUUGCCCAUGCUGAAGCAGAGCAACGGAAGCAUUGUUGUCGUCUCCUCGCUUGCUGGAAAAAUAGCUCACCCAUUGCUCGCUCCCUAUUCUGCAAGCAAGUUUGCUCUGGAUGGGUUCUUCUCCUCCAUCAGGAAGGAAUACUCACUAGCCAAGGUCAAUGUAUCAAUCACUCUCUGUGUUCUGGGUCUCAUAAACACAGACACAGCUAUAAAGGCAGUUUCUGGGAUACUCGAUUCUCAUGCAGCUCCAAAGGAGGAAUGUGCACUGGAGAUCAUCAAAGGGGGAGUUCUGCGCCAAGAGGAAGUAUAUUAUGACAGCUCACUGUGGACCUCUCUCCUGCUAGAAAAUCCAGGGAGGAAGAUUCUGGAAUUUAUCUUCCCAAGAAGAUACACUGUGGACAAAUUGAUAAGCUACUAGGAACCCCUGUAGGGCUGAGCACACUGAGGGAUUUGGGACUGUUCUGUCUGAUAUUUAUCUGAGCUCUCUCCAUGAAAGCCUCUUUCCAGAGGGAUAACUAGAAUGCCCCCAGAGAGAAGCAGGUCAUGGGUCACACUUGACAAUUGGAAGAAGUUCCUCUAACACUUGCACAGUGGAAAUGUAAUUAUAAUGAAUGUCAUGAACCACUGAAGCCUGCAGUUAUAAAACUGAUAGUAACCAUAGGUAUAAUUACAAGGUAGUUAUAUCAAAUUUAUCUCUGACAUAUAAUAAUAUGUGAUGCUUAAUACAAUAGUAAUUAUAAUAAAGAUCACAUACACUUUGUAAAUUCAUAACUGGUAGCUAUAACUUUAGUAAAAGGUUUCUUUAAAACCAUAAACUACACAAAUGAAAUUUUUCAAUACUUCUUUCUUA
Molecule: messenger RNA, 1955 nt
Organism: Carlito syrichta (Philippine tarsier)
Lineage: Eukaryota; Metazoa; Chordata; Mammalia; Primates; Tarsiidae
Gene: HSD11B1
Product: hydroxysteroid 11-beta dehydrogenase 1
Exons: 7
Coding region: 645-1523 (292 amino acids)
Biological process (GO): steroid catabolic process
Cellular component (GO): endoplasmic reticulum membrane; intracellular membrane-bounded organelle
Molecular function (GO): steroid binding; 11-beta-hydroxysteroid dehydrogenase (NADP+) activity
Source: RefSeq, a predicted model, not a curated record